CCGGUACACGGCUAGCAAUGUAGCAUCUAUCGUUUUCUCAUAUCACUGUGGUGGCAGUAUUUAAGUGGUCUGCAUUAUACUCUCCCUUCACUAUUAUGAUGGCUGGCAGAAUUCCUGAGUCGACACGGGCACUAGUCAUUAAGAAGUGCUCCGCGGAAGCAAAACCUGUCUAUCAUGAUGCUGUCCUGGAGACACGUCCACUGCAGCAACUAAAACAAGGAGAAAUCCUUGUGAAAAUGGGAGCUGUAUCGUUCAACCAUCGAGACCUUUGGAUGCGCCUUGGUCAAUACCCAGGAAUCAACUUUGGAAGCACCUUCGGUGCUGAUGGAGCAGGCACGGUAGUUGCAUCGGCAGAUUUAAAUGAUGCACUCCUGAACAAACGCGUCUUCCUGACACCCAUGCGAGGUUGGGAAAGCAAGCAGAUGCGCCAGAAACAGAGUGGUUUCGGAAUCCUUGGAGGUGGACGCAACCCUCCGUUAGGAACGUUUGCCGAAUACGUUGUGGUGGAGAGAAAUCAGGUUAUUCGUUCUCCAGAUCAUCUUGAUGACGUUCAAGUCUCGGCUUGGCCUCUUGGUGGCCUAACUGCUUGGAGGGCCGCGAUUGUCAAUGCUGAAGCAUCGAAAGACCAAAAUAUUCUUAUUACCGGAAUCGGUGGAGGAGUGGCGCUUCUUGCCAUGCAACUAUGUCUAGCCAAAGGCGCUAAUGUCUAUGUUACGAGUGGUAGCGAGGAAAAAAUCCGAAAAGCAGCUGCUCUUGGAGCCAAGGGCGGAGUGAACUACAAAUUAAAGGAUUGGUCAUCGCAUCUUGCUGCCCUUCUGGCGAAAAACAGCGGAAAAUCUGCAAAGAUUGAUGCAGUUAUUGACUCCGGCGGCGGAGAUAUCAUGACACAAGUGAACAGCAUCUUAAAACUGGGCGGCAAAGUCGUAGUCUAUGGGAUGACCGCAAAUCCCCAAAUCAAGUUCACCAUGCGAGAAGUGCUCAAGAAUCAACGGCUUAUCGGUUCGACGAUGGGCUCCCUCAAGGAUCUCACAGACGCAACAACGUUUGUGUCAGAGCAUCGCAUUGUCCCAGUGGUAUCCCAUGUCCUCGAGGGACUUGAAGCUGCAGAAGAAGGCUUCGAGCUCAUGAAGCGCGGGGAUCAGUUUGGAAAAAUUGUCGUUCGGAUUUUUGACAAGGUCAAUGCCAAGUUAUGAUGAUAUUGAUCGGAUCUGUCAAUCGCAAGUCCACAUUGCCCUAUUCAGACAACUCUACGUCUCGAUCUCGUUUCUGUAACAUAGUCUUAACUUUGUCGAGAUGUGCGUAGUCCAACAUCAAACUUGAAUGGUAUACUUUUCUACUUUUAUCUGAACUAGCAUUUUCGGUUCUUACCUUUUGUACAUAUCUCUUAUGCGUGCGCCCCAGUUCUGCGUCCCGUCAAUUACUUGAUGUAAAUAUUAAUGCGGUUUUGGAUCAA
Molecule: messenger RNA, 1453 nt
Organism: Suillus subalutaceus
Lineage: Eukaryota; Fungi; Basidiomycota; Agaricomycetes; Boletales; Suillaceae
Exons: 8
Coding region: 96-1193 (365 amino acids)
Molecular function (GO): oxidoreductase activity
Source: RefSeq, a predicted model, not a curated record